GGGGGGGCGGGCCCAGACCGUCCGCGAGAGGAAGAGGCCCGAACGGCUGGGUGAGGCGCCGAGACGGUUUUCGCGGCGAGCCGGGCUCGGGUGCAGCUCAGAAUCCCGAACGUGGGUGAUCGUCGCAGCCGAGCGAGCGUUGGGGCUCCGGAGCAGCGGUUGCUGUCGCCGCGGACGCCGCUGUUGUCGCCGUUGCCGCCCCGGAGGACGAGGCCCGGAGAGGCCUUGCAGGCCUAGCGGAGCCCGAGUGUGCCGUGAGUAAAGCCAGCGCCCUCCGCACGGUCGCUUGCGGGUUAAGAUGGAGGAGAUUUCGUUGGCCAACCUGGAUACUAACAAGCUGGAGGCCAUCGCCCAGGAGAUCUAUGUAGACCUGAUAGAGGAUUCCUGCCUGGGCUUCUGCUUUGAGGUGCAUCGGGCGGUCAAGUGUGGCUACUUCUACCUGGAGUUUGCAGACACUGGGAGCGUGAAGGAUUUCGGCAUCCAGCCAGUGGAGGACAAAGGCGCGUGCCGCCUCCCGCUCUGCUCCCUUCCUGGGGAUCCCGGGGACGGGCCCCAGACGGAGCUGCAGCGUUCACCUCCAGAAUUCCAGUAGUCACCACCGGAGAGAGGGCGACACAGUGACCAGGACAAUAAUAGAGACUGGUCCCCGUGGCUUUGGAGGAAUAAGCUAAGUUGGAGAGAAAAAAAUAAAUCAACAAAUAAAGAAAAAGCAAACAAAAGUCCCAUUUACCCCCUUCAAGAUCUUAGCAUUAAAAUACAAAAACAAAAAAAAAAAAAACAAAAACCGAGAAGAUGUAAAACGAACAAAACACCCAAAGAGGAGAAUUUAGGAAUCCCGGUCCAUUUGAAAGGGUCUCCCAUGCCAGCUCUGAAAUCCUGGGCAGAAGAAGGUCCAGAGGCGUCGUGUGCUGUAUUUUGAGCUGUAUAAAAUACACGUGGAUGUGCAAGGACCCUGAACUGUCCUCGGUACACAGGUGAGCUGCUGUGUACCCAGCCUAUACAAUUCUAUUUGUUUCUCAGAUUCUGCAUCUGCCUGAUGUCAUGGGCCUCCUGCGAAGUUUUAGAUGGUGUUGAUGGUCAGGCCCUGAUCAGUCAGCUUCAGUGGACUGCUCCUCUGAUUUCUAAGCCUCCAGCUGGGCCUCUUUGAUAACAAAUAGAAGUCAGGUGUGAGACUUAAAUACUAAAAAUAUUAAUAUUCCCGUUUGAAUUUGGUGGGAAGCCCUUGUGCCCUUGUCUACAAGAAGUUCCAAAUCACCUGUUUUCCAAAGGCCCAGCAUUUUGUGGGGACAAGGCCUCGACUUUGGCUCAUCAGAAGACCUGUCUUUCCAUCCCACUGAGUGACAAAGGUUUGGCAAAGGACAAGGUGGUUUACAAACAGCUCAAGAUUUUCCUUUGAUGCUAUGAGGAUGAAGUGUACCUCCUCGACUGCACAUCAUGUCCAAUUGGAAGACUCAUGUCUUGAAUUACAUACUGCGGACAUAAGUUUGGUGGUCUUUUCCUACUUUUGAGUUACUGGUGAUGUAACCAGCCCAUGGGUCUGACUUGAUCAUUAUGACAGGUCGCUGUCCUCCAGUGGUACCACUGACCUACAGGAGGACAUCAUGGCGGAGCAGGAGGCUGUUUAAAAAUUGAGCCAGGAGGGAACUUUUUUCCAUCUGCCUUCAAUAAUGUGAAUGAGUUUAAUGCUAAGAGCCCUGAAACAGGCCUGGUUUACCUGGUAUGGUUGCAGAAUCCCUUCUUCAACUGGGCAGUCAGACCUCUGCUGUGCUAAUUAAGACUGUUUCCACCUUCUCUGCCCUCACAAACAGCAGUUCAUCACUUGGUCCUCAGAACCUCCUUCCAGCAGGGGCUGUAUAUUUCUUGAUGGAAAGUUGGAGGCAGGGUUAGAAGUAAAGGGGAAGUGAGUGGCAUAUCAAAACUGGUCUGUUUCAGUCCCUAAAUGGGGGGUUAUGAGGGGUGGGAGUCCUGAGGUGAGCAGAAAAGAAAGGUGCUGCUUUAUUUGAAAUGUUUUCUUACCUCAUUCUGUGCCCCAGUAAAGGGUCCAGCCUCAUCUGUCUGGCUUGGCCAUGUUCCUGUCACUGCUCCACUGCCUCUCUGGUGCAGCUCAUGAUUCCAGGUGCUGCUUGCCACACUAGGUUUUCUCUCGACCAAUUUCAGCUCAUCUUCCAGUGCUGCUCCUCCGAAACCUACACAAGUUUCCUUUUUCCUUUUGUUGUCGUUUUUGUUUUCUAACUUUAAAUUUUUAUGUUGUUUUGUUUUACCUGUUUUUAUGGAAGCCUUAGAGGAGAAUCUCUCAUGGCUCCCACUGUUUGGAUUGGAAUGGGAAAAUAACAAAAACAAAAAGAUCUUUUUUAAAUUUACAAGGCAGUGUCAUGUCUAAGUGUUUCUCUUAUAUAAAGCUGCCUUGCUAGCAUAUCUCCCUGCCUGUCAUGAGUUCUUUCUUCCCAUUGCUACUUGGAUACGGCCUCUUAGGACUUACUGCAGAGCCAGGAAUGCUGGCAUACACAAGGAAGGAGUUGGUUCUGCUCCACAUUUCUAAUCCUAUUGUGUAUGUAUCUUCCUUCUCCCAGGAGCUAUUUGAAGUGUGUGGACUAAUUUGGAUUACUGUACUCAAGAGUUGAGGCAACUAUAGUGCUUGAGCCUUGAGACUGUCUGUUGUUGCCUUCUCAGAGUUUUGCAACUCAGGGUUGGGGCCUAGUUAAAGUUUGGAUCCUUAGUCCAAGAAUUUUGAGAACGUGAGUAAAACCUUGGCAGGAGCUAAAAAAUACUUAAAAGAUACCUUGCUACAUGAGUUCUUUAAAAACCUCCAAUGAAUUGUGGAAAAACAAAAAAGCAGUGUGAAAUUCCUGCUUAUAUAAAGUACUUGGGAAACAUGAAAGGGAGAAAGGCCAUGGCCCACUCACUCUUGCCUUCAGAUAGGGAGCUCAAAUGUGACUUUAGUUUUCUUGCCUUUUCUGGUUAGAACAUAAAGAUGUGGGUGGUAGUUUGGGGUAAUGGGUUUGCUCAUAUUACUUCCCUUCUUGUUAAUUGCUUUUUUCUGUCUCCAACAUUUUCAUUAGGGCCGUAGCUCCCCACUCUGUGUAGAUAAAAGGUGGGUUCAGUCCAGCUAUUAUUGCCCUGAGGGAACAAACUACUUUUUUGGGAGCAAAUGUUCUCCAGCAUAUAGUUGACAGUGGUUAGGAGCCCUCCCCUUCCCCUCCCCUCCUGUAACAACAGAAUUCUAUCCUUCCUCUUCUGUUCAUUGUAUUGACCAACCAGUAAUCCUAUUAUGUAUCUGAGUGUAUGUAUAGGGGGAAAGGGGUUCUUUACAUUUUCUGUGGUUUGUGGUUUUUUCUUCAGUAAAUUAGUUCCCACCAUCGCAUGCCCAGGGGCCACUACCUGGCAUUACCGCAUGCUGGGAUCAUUGGGGGAGGGUAGUUUGAAAUUCACCACUGUCCUUUGUUUUGGAGAUUCUUAUUUUUUAAUAAGUAAUCCGUCCUACACAAAUAGCUAAUUAACUCUUGUGUUCCCCCUGCCCAUAUGGCUGCUGGUGUAAAUAAAUUGCAUUUUCCCAUUGCUAAAUGAUAAUAAAAUUUAAAAAAAUA
Messenger RNA from Mus caroli (Ryukyu mouse), 3584 nucleotides. The record is from RefSeq and is a predicted model, not a curated record. Lineage: Eukaryota; Metazoa; Chordata; Mammalia; Rodentia; Muridae.